This is a messenger RNA of Cottoperca gobio, 3810 nucleotides long. RefSeq names its product ataxin-1-like. Lineage: Eukaryota; Metazoa; Chordata; Actinopteri; Perciformes; Bovichtidae. Gene Ontology annotation, biological process: negative regulation of transcription by RNA polymerase II; nervous system development. Gene Ontology annotation, cellular component: nucleus. Gene Ontology annotation, molecular function: RNA binding; protein binding. The record is from RefSeq and is a predicted model, not a curated record.
AGAUAUUACUCAUUUCCUCAGCCCUUUGCACACACACACACACACACACACACACACACACACACACACACACACACACACAUGCUCUUGACACACACAUAGUCACAUAUACAACAGACACAGAGACAGAUAGCAGGCUCUCAGUUCUUUCCCUCAGUUUGGUGGGCUUGCUGGUGUUAUUUAAUGCGUACAGAGAUCAGAGGCAGUGUGUAGCUGGAGGCUGCUGAUAUCUGCGGGUGUUGUAACUGGCGGCAGUGCUGUGGAGGAGCAGUGUAGCACAGUGAGGAGCUGAGGAGUGGGUUGACCUAGGGGAGGAUUGGAAUAUGAAGGACUGCCAAGAAUGGGACGUCUGCUCAGCCCGCACUAAGGUGAGUGGGGCUUCAGUACAAAAGAAUCAACAGUGAUCUGACAGUGAUGCUGUGUAGCAGCGUCCCUCUCUGUCUGCGCCCCUCGUUCUCCCGUGACGCCCAUGUGACCUAACCUACACCCACACACAGGGGGCCCCCAGUGCCGCUGGAGCCCACCCAUGAAUCCCAGCCCCGACCGCGGCAAAGAGUGCCUCCCUCCCAAGAAGAGGGAGUCUCGGCAAGGAUCGGCAGAACUCCACAUCCCUCUGGACGAGUUUAAACUCCCUGUGCCGCUCAGGAGUCGGUCCAGCGCAGGGGGAGGGGAGGGAGGCAGGGAGGCCAGUGACAGGGACCGAGCUCUGAUUAACCCAAACCCCCAUCUUUUACAUACUCCUCCACCCCUUCCUGCUCCAUCACCAGGCCUCCCCCUGCCCCUACCAUGGCACCUGAGCUAUUCUCCCUCUGUCUCUCUCCCCCUUUUCCCAGGGCAGGUUGGAGAGAGGAGGGGCUCAGGGUCUCCGGCUUGGAGAGAUGAUCCUCUCUCCUCACCCCUGCCCCAGCACUCCAGGUGGCUUAGAGGGGAAGGCCCCCUCUCCUUGCCACCUAGCCCAUCUUCUUCCUCCAUCUCCUUCAAGACUCCCUUCCCAGCCGAUUCUAGAGAGAUAUGGUCUUACAUUAACAGUGGCCGGCGGGACAACAGUCCCUCCCUUUUCUCCCCGUCAUACUUGUUUGGCCACCACCCUCUCUACCCUCAAGAUCCAAGCUUUGUUGAAACCAGACACAGAUACCUGGGCAAGAGGCCCAACGGCCUGGACGGGCCAGGCAGCAGGACUGCCUCAUCCUCCAGGCCUCUGCUCACAGUAGAAUAUGGAAACGAUUGCAGAACCAGGCUGGACAUCAGUCCACACAGCUCCCAUACCAACGGUGGACGGAGACAGCAGGAGGAUCUAACAUCUCGUGUCCAUUCUGGAGGGCCAUAUUUGUCAGACUCUCAAGCUCAGGAGGCCCCUGAGACACAUUCCUCACUGCAGGACAGACAUUCACAUGGGAUAGUUAAGACCAGCUUACUCUCCUCCAGUUCUCAUCCCCUGGGACCAGUCCCCAGGGCAGGUAGAGGGGGACUAUUGGACCCCCUAGGGGUCACACCAGCUGAAGCCCAUAUCUACUACUCCUUAGGAUCGGUGUGCCACCCGAAUCCACAGGUCCAGGCCUACCCGGUCUACAGCCCCUCAGGAACAACUCUGUACAACCUGCACAGGGAGCCAGGACCCAGGCAGCACAAUCUAAGGAACUCACCACACUCACCCUUGGGUCUGCCUAACAGCCAUGACAGGUCGCAAAGAGACCGGGACAGAGACCAAGAAAGAGACAGAGAAAAACUCCUACAAAGGGACAGGGAGCGAGGUAAAGACAAAGAAAAGCACCUACAACAUAACAAAGACCAAGAAAGAGACAGUGAGCGUGAGAGACGACGGGAUAGAGACAGAGGGAGAGAGUUAUCUCCUUCUAAUCUUCACACCUCACCCCCAGCCCAUCACCAAUCUCCCCCUGCGCUCCUACCUCACUUCACCAAGGGUUCUCUGAUUGAGUUGGCCAGCGGGCGGUUGAAGCAGGUGGAGGAGCUGCGGACCGAGGACUUCUUAAGGAGCGCAGAUACCUCGCCAGAGUUCCACCUCAGCACCUGCACUGUGCUGCUGAUUUCCCCCAGCAGUGCACACGGAUUCAGCCACCUGCAGGUCCACCUCACAGACCGCAACACUCAGGAGUUACUGAAGGUCUUGGUGGAGUAUCCGUUCUUUGUGCAGAACCGAGGCUGGUCUUCUUGCUGCCCCCAGAGAACCACACAGCUGUAUGGUCUGCCCUGCCGCCAGCUCAUGGAGGGGGAUGUCUGCCUGGCUCUCACCCCCACACCUACCCAAACCCACCGGACACACACGCGUAUCAGCUCCAGGUCCCAUCGCACGCAACUCCCCACCAGGGCUUCAGGAGAACCCAGAAGCUCGCACAGGGAGGAGAUGCCACCUCCACCUCCUCCUCCCCCUCUUCCUCACCACCCACCCCCUACGGCGCCGGCCCCGCCACGGGCUCUGGCUGUAGAGCUUCCCGCUCAGGAGCAGCCCCGUCCGCGCAAACGCCGCUGGUCUGCCCCGGAUACCCUUCCCUCAACCGGAACUGAUGAAAGCGUCCUGGAUUUACCUCAUGGUUCAAAGCUAAUGAAGUGGCAGUAGAAACUCUGAAAUGCAUACGUAUAUAUGCAUACUUACACAAACACACAUAAGCACAUACACACCCUCCUUGUCUCUGUUGCACCCGCCAAGACAAACAAUGGAGAGACCUCAAGGUAGGGUUGCAGGGAAGGAAUUAAAUAAAAAAAAACAAUAGAAAACGCAAUUUACGGGUGUCCGCACUGCUGCCCAAAAUAUUAACCUUGCCCAUCCUAGUCUUGCCCUUGUUGCACCCUCCUUUCCUUUCCUUUCCUUUCCUUUCCUUCCCUCGACCUUACUCAGCAGCAGCUGAAAGAUCUUUAGAUGGCUCCUUAAAGACACUGAAGACAUUUAGUGAGACAAUCAAGCACUUGUAUGUGUUCACUCUGUUUUUGUAAUGGUUGUCCCACAUACCUACUUACUGACUACUUUCUGCAGGGUAUCGAUUUUCAAUCAGUGUUAUGAAAGUAAACGCUAUUGGACAAGUGCAGAUAUAUAUGAUGAAAAGUUGACUAUAUAUAUUACAUUACAGAUGUUAUAUACAGUGCAUAUGCUAAACAGAUUAAAUGCAAUCUCUCUGUCAAUUUCGCAAUGCAUUUUCGUUUUUUUAAUUGUCUUGCUUCUGAGCCGAUGUGCACACGUCGGCCUGGGCAGGCAAGAUGAAUGUAUGAGCAACUCUUAGCCUUUUUUAUUCUCAUCACUGGGAGUCAUUUCAAACAAUUGAUUGUUCGUCAAGGCAUUACCCUCCAAUAUGUUCUUAACAUUAUCUCUGAGAGAGGGAGAACACUAAUGAAAACUGCGUAACAGACAAUCCCACCCACACAGACAGGUCUGUGCCACACCGCCUCGACACUCAUGGUGUUUUUUCCAUUAAAAAACAGAAUGAUGGAAAGAGUAAAAAGUGCAGUAUGGCUGAUGAGUAAUGGUGCUAAUAACAAGUUGGAACAUGAUGCUUUGUGAAUACUCUUGACCCCUGUGUACUGUACGCUUCUGUUCCCAUCUCAUUUUUUACGUACUGUAUUUGUUUGAAGGCAGGGAAAAUGAUGAAAGUAUUUUAAACUCAGAUACGGGUAUCUCCUCUGAUUCAGCACACUCUCUCACUUUAGUUUUUGUGGGUUUUUUUAUUUUAUUUUCAAAAAAAGAAAACCUUACCUGUUGAUUUUUCUUUUUAAAUGUUAUAGCUACAAAAAUGUAUAUUUUUAAAAAUUGUGAAUCUGUUAUAUGAUGUUCGCUAGAAAUAAAGGAAAAAAAGCUUUAUA